GAUAGGCGCACUGCUUCGUUCCACACAUACGCCACCGCAUAGACGUUUUGGACUGGUGGCUAUCUAACGCGUUUGGGCAAUGCUAUCUCGAGCAGCUAUUUUGAUCAAAUAACUUCAGUUUUUUCACUGUCGGUGUUUUACAGAUUACUUUAAAGUGUGGAAUAAACCCGGAAUUGUUGGGGCUGUCAGCAAAAGGGGAUUAUUUACUCGGAGCGGAUUGCAGCCAUGAUGGCGUCAAGCUACAACGCUAAGGAAGAGGACGGUCACCACUCAGGCCCUUCGAGUCAUUGCGGCGCAGGAGCCGUGAAAAGUAAGAAGCCAGAUAACACAGCAUUUAAACAACAAAGACUACCUGCAUGGCAGCCUAUUUUGACGGCUGGCACCGUGCUUCCUGCUUUCUUCGUGAUCGGCCUCAUCUUCAUCCCCAUCGGCAUCGGCCUGUAUGUUACGUCGAAUAAUAUCAAGGAGUUCGAGAUUGAUUACACUGGUGUGGACAUGUCAAGCCCGUGUUUCAGCUGUGCUAAAAACUACACUUGGAACAGCACAGCACCUUGUGUCUGUUCUGUUAACUUUACAUUGGAUCAGCCCUUCGAGAGCAACGUCUUCAUGUACUAUGGCUUAUCCAACUUCUAUCAGAACCAUAGACGCUAUGUGAAAUCCAGGGAUGACAGCCAGCUCAAUGGUGACCGUACAGCUUUGACGAAUCCCAGCAAGGAAUGCGAGCCUUAUCGUACCAGCGAAGGACUGCCCAUUGCUCCUUGUGGAGCCAUCGCUAACAGCCUCUUUAAUGACUCUCUUGUUCUCUAUCAUAUCGACUCCAAUGGUACCAGAAUCCAAAUCCCUUUGGUAAAGAAGGGCAUCGCUUGGUGGACAGACAAGCAUGUGAAGUUCAGGAAUCCUGGUGGAAACAGCAACCUCACUAUUGCCUUUCAAGGCACCAACAAGCCAGUGAAUUGGAGAAAACAUGUAUCUGAGCUGGAUCUAGAUGACGACGACAACAACGGCUUCAUCAAUGAGGACUUCAUCGUGUGGAUGCGCACAGCUGCCUUACCCACUUUCCGCAAGCUUUAUAGGAUCAUCCAGAAGAAGUCCAGCUCAACCCCAACCCUCGCUAGCGGCAGAUAUGUCUUGGACAUCACGUACAAUUACCCUGUCCUCAGCUUUGAUGGACGCAAGCGAAUGAUCUUGAGUACCAUCUCCUGGAUGGGAGGCAAGAACCCUUUCCUGGGUAUCGCUUACAUCACCGUGGGCUCCAUUUGCUUCUUCCUGGGCGUGGUUCUGCUCAUUAUUCACCACAAAUACGACUCCCGCAACAACAGUGCCGACAUUCCAAACUAGCUCCUCCCUGCGACGUGUCCAUUCCGGACUGCUCAUCAGUUUUACCUUGAAUACACUGGCCAUCUGUAGAUGUAUGUUUAUGCAAGAACGGCUUUGUUUGUCGUAAAGCUGUGUUUGAAGGCAAGAGACAAUGCCUGAGUCUUGACUGCUUCAAGUUGGCUGCUGCGAAUGUCAUGUUUGGUUUUUAUUUAAAAGAAGUUGUGCGCGUGUGUGUAUGUAUAUAUAUAUAUAUAUAUAUCGCUAUCAAGUAUGUGUUAUAUGUUAGCACAGCUUUGCGAAUGGCUUAAUUAUUGAAGGAUGUCUAUUGUAUCCCAGAUUUUGUUCAUGUUUCUGUAUUGUAAGAUGUUCUGCUGAUGAAUGUACUAAUAUUACAUUGACUUACCUUUCA
Messenger RNA from Doryrhamphus excisus (bluestripe pipefish), 1726 nucleotides. Its product is annotated as cell cycle control protein 50A-like. Gene Ontology annotation, cellular component: Golgi apparatus; endoplasmic reticulum; plasma membrane. The record is from RefSeq and is a predicted model, not a curated record. Gene Ontology annotation, biological process: phospholipid translocation. Lineage: Eukaryota; Metazoa; Chordata; Actinopteri; Syngnathiformes; Syngnathidae.